Messenger RNA from Glossina fuscipes, 2267 nucleotides. It is a transcript of the gene Eip63E, whose product is annotated as cyclin-dependent kinase 14. Gene Ontology annotation, molecular function: cyclin-dependent protein serine/threonine kinase activity; heme binding; ATP binding. Lineage: Eukaryota; Metazoa; Arthropoda; Insecta; Diptera; Glossinidae. Gene Ontology annotation, cellular component: nucleus; cytosol; cytoplasm. Bases 580 to 2148 code for a protein of 522 amino acids. The transcript is spliced from 11 exons. The record is from RefSeq and is a predicted model, not a curated record. Gene Ontology annotation, biological process: protein phosphorylation.
AAAUUUGAUAAAAUUGCAAUUCUUUUCGUUUUUGUAAAUUUACUGCUGCUGCCGCUGCUGCCUACUCACUAAAAACACUUGAUAGUAGUUUGCAAUUCUUUCUUUUCUUCCUACAUCUGGUUCUCAUUGCAUUUUGCUCACUUCCAUUUACCUUACCUAAGAGCGAAUGAGAUAACCGUAUAAUACGGACAACGUGUACCGCUCUUUUUGAAAUUGGUUUUUUUUUGUUUUUUUUUCUUUUUAUGAUAACUUGAAUUAUUGUAUUUGUAUAGAGUGUGUACGUAAGAGUGCGUUUGUGUUUUGCUUUGCAUUUAUGUAGUUGCUAUUCACGCCAACAACUUUUUAUUGCUUUACACAAGUUUGUAACAACAAGAUAAAAACCACCAUCAUAUCGCGUUUUCUGUUUUAUUUACUAUAAAAUUACAAUAAUUUCAUUAGCGGGUCUAGCGAAUUGUGUUUUGUUAGUGAGCGCGUCUGUCUGUAAGAUCGUUAGUGUAUUUUCUAUUGUAAUCGAUUUACAAUAAAAGAUAUUAGCACAAAAUACAUAUAAACACAUUCAAAUCAAAGAAAACGUGACUGAUGCAUUGUUCCAUGGAGCGCAGCAUAUCAGCUGGUAGCACAACUAACGCUUCAGGCCAAACCACUACCAUGGCUUCAGCGGCUGCGACUAAUACUAAAGACGGCGUAACAAUGCGUGAGAAGAAAGGCGGUGCGUUGCAAAAACUUAAAAAGAGGCUGUCACACAGUUUCGGCAGACUAACCAUAUCCCGAGAAGACAACGAUGAUGGUACACAUCAUCACCACCAUCAUCAUCACCAUCAUCAUCAUCGCGGUGGUCAUAGUCACAAUCACGGUAAUAAAGUUCCCUAUAAUGGUUACAAUUCCGAAGAAUAUUUGGAUAGACUGGAACCAAACGGUAACAUACCAACAGAUAAAUCCAAUUGCAGAUAUGGCGACUGGCGUAGCACAGAUAGCACCGACCACCACGAUCGAGUCCAACGACAAUUGUCCGUAUCAUCCGAUAGUAAAUUAUUAGAUGAUGAUAUACGAGAGGAAACUCGCGUCAUAAUGCGUCCAAAGAAACCACCCAGACCGAAAUCAGAAGUUUUCCUCAAUAAACAAGACCCGCAUCCGCGUCGUAAACGUUUCAGUGCAUUUGGUGGAGACUCACCGUUUGGAAAACAAGAUGCCUACGUUAAGUUAGAGCCUUUAGGGGAAGGCUCGUACGCCACAGUCUAUAGAGGUUUUAGCAAAUUAACUUAUCAGCGUGUGGCAUUAAAAGAAAUUAGACUGCAAGAGGAAGAAGGUGCCCCGUUUACGGCGAUACGUGAAGCCUCCCUAUUAAAAGAACUGAAACACUCAAAUAUUGUAACGUUGCACGAUAUUGUACAUACCAGGGAAACGUUAACAUUUGUAUUUGAAUAUGUGAAUACCGAUCUAUCACAGUAUAUGGAAAAGCAUCCAGGCGGCCUCGAUCAUCGCAAUGUACGUUUAUUUCUAUUUCAAUUGUUGCGAGGUCUUUCCUACUGCCAUAAACGUCGUGUUUUGCAUCGUGAUGUUAAACCUCAAAAUUUAUUAAUUAGUGAUUGCGGUGAACUGAAAUUGGCCGAUUUCGGUUUAGCGAGAGCAAAAAGUGUACCCAGUCAUACGUAUUCACACGAAGUGGUUACACUUUGGUACCGUCCACCAGAUGUCCUGCUUGGUAGCACCGAAUAUUCAACAUCGCUGGAUAUGUGGGGCGUGGGUUGUAUAUUUGUUGAAAUGGUAACUGGUAUGCCAACAUUCCCCGGUAUACGCGAUACAUACGAUCAAUUGGAUAAAAUUUUUAAGCUAUUGGGUACACCCACCGAAGAAACGUGGCCCGGGUGCACCCAUUAUCCUGGUUAUAAACCUCAUAAAUUAGGUGUCUAUCGUCCUCGCAAAUUGGGUCACAAUUUUCCUAGACUGUAUGAUAUUGUUGAGGGUGAAGCGAUAGCAAACGCUUUCCUGCAAUUAAAUCCUGAUAAAAGAAUAGGUGCCGAAGAGGCGUUACAUCAUAACUAUUUUGCACAAUUGCCAAAAAAAUUAUAUGAAUUGCCCGACGAAACCUCAAUAUUUACGGUUGAAGGUGUACAUUUAUAUCCAGAACCGAAUCGACAGAGCAAAUGAAAAUUAAAGCAGGUCCUAUCAGUGGACGGUGUACGUUUCUACUGUUAGCAGCAACAGCAUAUAGAACCGCAGCAACAAUAACCCAAUACAAGAUAAUUAAAUAGUUAAAAAUCCACCAG